Messenger RNA from Anthostomella pinea, 1056 nucleotides. The record is from the annotation of a GenBank genome assembly. Lineage: Eukaryota; Fungi; Ascomycota; Sordariomycetes; Xylariales; Xylariaceae.
AUGUCCGACCCCCCACGCCCCCCAACCCCCCAAGUCCUCCUCCACCGCCUCCCCACCAUCGACCCCUCCACCACCGUCCCCAUCAAGCCAUCCAAGUACAUCAUCCUCAUCACCGCGUCCACCUCCUCCGCCGGCAAACUGCAGAUCGCCCGCUCCGUCUCCGCCGCGCUGUCCUGCCCGCUGUACCAGGGCGACAGCCUGCAUGAGUCCGCGGCCAAGGCGUCUGCUGUCGGCGUCGGCGCCGGCGUCGGCGUCAAAGACAAGGAGUCUGGGGUAAUGGGGGGAAGGGGGGGAAUGCAUGCGGGGGAAAUGAGGGGAGGAAUGAACGAGGCUCGUUACCGCCGCAUGUGGUUGUCGAAGAUGACGCGCACGGGACUCCUGUUUCCCGAGGAGGCGCGGGCUGCUACGGAGGGGUUCGCUGGUUUUGGCGGUACUGCGGCGUCGACGUCGGCAUCCACAUCGACUAGCCGCAGGGGAUCUGCAAGCUCAAUCGCAUCAGCGACAUCAUCGUCGGGCUUGGAACGGGAACGGUUAGCCUCCGGCAGCAUCGCGAGCAGCAGUCGGCGCGAGUCCUUCGGCUCAGGGCCGCAUCCGGGACCUGCUAGCAGCACGUUCCCGUCAAUCCCGGGCGCCCAGUUUAAUGCCAUCUCCACCAUCACACUAUCAGACGAGGAGCGCCGCCGGCGCGCCAGCCCGGCGCUGAUGGUGCUGACGCACCCGGAGCUGGCCGCGUGGCACAAGCAGGCCAUCCGCAGCGCGGUGGGGGAGUACGGCAUCGGCGUGAUCCUGGUUCCCUUAGACCGCGAAGAGAACAACGAUGACGAAGACAAGAACGAAGGCGAGGAGGAAGAGGAAGAAGACCUGCCGAUCCUGCGCCCGCUGGAUCCGAGAACGAUGACAAGCUUCCCGGCGUCGUUCGAUGACUUUGCCGCUAGGGAGGAAAAGGAGAGAGGGGGAAGCCUGGAUCGGGAGAUGAAGCUCCGCAUCGAUGUGAAUGCUGAUGUGGAGGGUAAGACGACUGAGAUCAUCGAGGGUGUGAGGGACAUCAUGGCUUGA